ACGCCUUCACCUGUCCAGCAGCUUCCUUCUGUUCUUUCUUUAUUCCUCCUUACACCUAAUGCCUUCUCUUUUCUAAGUUGUCUCCCUCGAUCUCCUCUCCUCUCUGUCUCGCAUAUGCCCAACUUUCCAUUUUUUUCUUCUCUUCGUCUCACAGGCACUCGAGAGUGAAGAAUCAAAAGGGAGCUACCGAACAGAAAAUGCAGAUCGAGGCUACGAGGCCGUGUUGCAGAGAAGAAGAAAAUAAGAAGAUGGUGAAAUAAGGAGAAGAGGUUGAGAAGCCGUUUUACUCGCGAGCCGGGUGAGCCGAGUGCCCGAUAAGACACUUGGCUCGUCAAAAAAUCAAGCUCGAGCUCGAGCUGGACAUAAUUUUAUUUUUCGCGAGUCGAGCCAAGCUCUAUAUCUAAUAUCUAAUACCCGUCACGCGGAUCGAGCUCAUAAAUUUUCUCAACUAGCCGAGCUUGGACAACCACUACUCAUUCGAGCUUGGCUCGUAUACAUGCCUACUUGGAUCCUCUCCAGGCUCCAGUUGGUUGUACCUAAGGAUAUUUUGAUAAUUUCACAUUGUGUAGAGAUCCUAAUUCCCUGUUUAUAUACACUUGCAGACUGCUCUACUGUUCCUAACAAGAACCCAUUACACACCCUUUUUCCCUUUUCAUCUCUGUGAACAUGGAGAAGGUUAUAGUCCUAUACCCAUCUCCAGGCAGAGGCCACCUAAUCGCCAUGGUAGAGCUUGGGAAGCUCAUACUGAAACAUCACCCAUCUUUCUCCAUCACAAUCCUCGUCUUAAACACACAAAACACAGAUUCUGCGUCCACCGCCCAAUACGUAGCCAGCUCUACCGCCCAAUACAUGGCCGCCGUGAAAGCCACCACCCCAUCGAUCACCUUCCUCCGUCUUCCCCCCAUCCUCGACGUCCCUUCUACUCCUUCCCCAUUAGAAUUAUUGUACUUAUUCCCACGCCUCAACAACCCAAAUGUCCACCAAACCCUCCAAACCAUCUCCCAGACCUCCGAACUCAAAGCCUUUGUCAUUGAUUUCUUCUGCGAUGCUGCUUUCGAAGUGGCCGCAAACCUUAGCAUCCCCACCUACUAUUUCUACACCUCUAGCGCAAGCAGUCUAACCGCCUUUCUGUAUUUCCCUACUCUCCAUAAAAACCUGGAUAAAAGCUUUAAAGAUCUCAAUGAUAUGCCUCUUGAUAUUCCCGGCAUACCUUCUAUCCCGGCUUCAGUCAUGCCGGAAGGUAUUUCAGAUCGCAGUUCUAAACUUUAUGAGUAUUUCUUGAACACAGCAACCUACAUGGCCAAAUCAAAUGGACUUAUGGUGAACACCUUUGAGCUGCUCGAGAGAAAAGCGUUCAAGGCAUUAUCGGAUGGACUAUGUGUUCCAGACGGACCAACCCCGCCAAUAUUCUGUAUUGGACCUUUGAUAGCAAGCGGCAACCAGAAUGGAGAUGAUCAGCACGAGUGUUUGAAUUGGCUAAACUCGCAACCGAGUCAAAGCGUUGUGUUUCUGUGUUUCGGAAGCAUGGGAUUGUUUUCGGCGAAACAGUUGAGAGAAAUGGCAAUAGGAUUAGAAAACAGUGGUCAGAGAUUCAUGUGGGUGGUGAGAAAUCCACCGUGCGAUAACAACAAAGAGCCAAAUUUGGAUGAGUUAUUGCCGCAAGGUUUCUUGGAAAGGACCAAGGAUAGGGGUUUUGUGGUUAAGCAAUGGGCUCCACAGGUGGCAGUACUGAGUCAUGACUCCGUGGGCGGGUUCGUGACUCACUGCGGGUGGAACUCAGUGCUUGAAGCGGUCUGUGGCGGCGUCCCGAUGGUUGCUUGGCCAUUGUAUGCGGAGCAAAAGAUGAACAGGUCAGUAUUGGUUAAGGAGUUGAAGGUGGCGUUGGCACUGAACGAGUCGAAAGACGGGUCAGUGAGUGCGGCCGAGUUGGAGAAGCGAGUGAGAGAGUUAAUGGACUCGGAAGCAGGGAAAGAUGUCAGAGACAGGGUUUCAGCCAUGAGAGAUGACGCUAUGACAGCCGUGAAGGAGGGGGGGUCCUCUCAUGUUGCAUUGGCCAAGUUGUCUGAGUUCUUCGUUUAAGACGAUGUGCUAGGCUCACCGGCGCGCGUCAUACAUCUUCUACAUUAAUUUGUUGUACGUUGUACUAAUUACUACGUUCAUAAUUUGUCUCGUCCUCUCAAGUCUCAACUGUCAGCUUACCCUCGAUUUGAAUUCUGUCAUUCAGCCAUGUGAACGGUAAAAUUAUUUUUUUAUAAUUUUAUUGUCAGUUAUUACUUA
Messenger RNA from Alnus glutinosa, 2277 nucleotides. Its product is annotated as anthocyanidin 5,3-O-glucosyltransferase-like. The transcript has a single exon. Gene Ontology annotation, molecular function: UDP-glycosyltransferase activity. Lineage: Eukaryota; Viridiplantae; Streptophyta; Magnoliopsida; Fagales; Betulaceae. The record is from RefSeq and is a predicted model, not a curated record. The coding region runs from base 667 to 2079 and encodes 470 amino acids.